Pygocentrus nattereri (red-bellied piranha) is the source of this 1489-nucleotide messenger RNA. Its product is annotated as golgin subfamily A member 6-like protein 7. The coding region runs from base 68 to 1201 and encodes 377 amino acids. Gene Ontology annotation, molecular function: DNA binding. The transcript has 3 exons. The record is from RefSeq and is a predicted model, not a curated record. Lineage: Eukaryota; Metazoa; Chordata; Actinopteri; Characiformes; Serrasalmidae.
GUCCGCCGGCCCUGAAGGGGGCGGUAAAGCAGGACCGUAAAGUAUUCAGAACAAAACCAACUCAGAAAUGGCGGCACGAAAACGAAGUAUAGUGUGGUCUUUUUUCCAGGCUGAGGACGACAAACGGGUGCUAUGUCUCCUCUGCAUGAAGACGGUUCUGUAUUUUGGUCACACGACGAACAUGCUGCGCCAUUUACGCGCGAAACACCCGAACGACUUCUCCGCCCUGGACAAGAGGAAAGCCACCGCCGUGAAAGCAGCGGCCAACAACAACAACAACAACGGCUGCGUAGAAGUUACAGUAAUGAUGGAUGAGCAACAGGUAGAGGUGCAGAACGAGGUGGGUGAGGUUGAGAUGGACGGAGCCAUAAGGGGAAUCCUGUGUGCUGCUGCAGGAGAAGGAACAACGGAGGGGGAGGUGUCUGGAUGUGAAGGAGAGGGUAAAGGUGCACAGGAGGGCAGCCCAGUGCCACUUACACCCACCACUCGCAAGUGGAGUGCGGUGUGGGUGCACUACCGGAAGGUGGAUCAGGAGAAGAAGGCUUUGUGUUUGCUCUGCAUGGAGAAGAUUCAGCACCAGAGUAGCACCAGCAACCUCAUCAGGCACCUGCAGAAUAAGCAUCCUACUGAGUAUGCACAGCUAGAAGAGCAUCCUCAGAAACGGCCCACGAAACGCAAACCCGAGGAUCCAGAUUACUGCCCCCCAAGUCCUGCUAAAAGUCGUACUGUGUCAUCAAAUCGUAAUGUCCAGUCGCCGCUUAACAGCAGCAUCGCUGACAAAUAUUCAGGUGUCGAUUGGUCCGAUGGCCGUAAAAUACUGGAGCGGGAGCGGGAGCUGACUGAAGCAUUGAGGCGCGUACAGCAGGAGGAGGGCCGAAGUUUACAGCAACAGAGGGAAUUAAUGCAGCAGAUCCGAGAGUUAGAAGCAGAGAGGCGCGCGCUCCAGAAUCAGAAACGUGAACAGGAGGAUGAACAUCACAGACUGAAGAGAGAAAAAGAGGAGCUGGAGAGCACCAAACUGGAGCUCCAGAAGGAGAGGGAAGAGUUGAAUAAGGAGAGGGAGGAUCUGUAUAAGGCGAAAGAGGAGUUUCGGAGAGAGAGGGAGGAGCUGGAGAGACUGAGGCAGGUGCUGGCUGCAGAGAAAGAGAUUCAUGGAGACAGACACAUACAGGGCCAAGUGUCUGAGUUUUACAACUGUUAAUUGAUGUAUAAAGUUGACGCAUCUCUGUGGUAACAAAAACAGAUUUCAUAUUUUUUAUUGGUGGGUUGGUGGGUGGGGGGGGGGGGUAACUUUAGUGAUAGUAGCUGAUAAGAUUUCAUCACUUUGCUGCAUUUUUCUUCUUUAAAUAAUAAUCCAUGUUAAAACGAGAAGUUAAGAAGUUGUUGGGAGAGGGUGUUCAAUGUAAAGGAUGAAUUUUGGGUUGUGUUUUUAACAAACUCAUUGUAAAUAAUCAGUGUAACUCAUUUCUCAAUACAAUGUUAUCACACA